Molecule: messenger RNA, 759 nt
Organism: Monosiga brevicollis MX1
Lineage: Eukaryota; Choanoflagellata; Craspedida; Salpingoecidae
Exons: 5
Coding region: 1-597 (198 amino acids)
Source: RefSeq, a predicted model, not a curated record
AUGUCCAAGGAUGGUGAAGACCAGGCGUUGAUCGCCCACUACGACAACGAGUGGGCUACCGGUUUUUGGACGGCCCCGUGCGAUGACCCAUGCUUCUUCUGUGUCAGCCUGCUUUGCUCUCCGUGUGUCUCCUUUCAUCUGCGACAGCGUCUGCUUCACGAUGACCUUAGCGAGUAUCAGUGCUGUGCUGGCCAGUACGAUUGGCUGCCCAUGGAGUGUUGCUAUUGCCGAGAUUCAGCCUGUCCGUGCUGCUGGUUGGCCUGCGAGGUCGUUUUUUUCCAUCCGUGCAGUAUCAUGGGCACCCGCAUGGCCCUGCAACAUGAAAUGCAGCUGGAGAACACCUGUUGCGACAAGUUUUUGCUGCUUCUGAUUGCUUUCGUCAAGGCCAUCAGCUGCAUUCUCAAGGCUGUCGGCUGCCGGAGCCAGGCUCAUGCUUGCGAUGCACUGGGUGAUUGCAUCUUCACCUGUGUGUGUGGGUGCAUUCAGACUCAGAACAAGCUGCAGCUCGACUAUCGUGAUGAUCCACAAAAGCAUUCCGUGGUCGUUCAUCAGCCCACGGCGACACGCGCCGACGCACCUCCUGCCUACCAUGCCUAAACUUUUCUUUGUUGGUUUUGUAUAAGGCAUUAUUCGCCGAAUUUGGUGCCAAACUCGUUCGACUCACUUGUGCCUCUGCUCAGUGACUCGAUCUGUCUUUAAACCCUUUUGUUUGUACGUGUGUUUGCAGUUCUUGUUUCCUUCACCAUAUGAUGAGGUUUC